AUGUGUGUGACAACAGAACCCAGUGCCUUUACCUUCAGCACACAUCAACGGGAUACGGGUCCACCGGGGACCACCGGCCAUCAGGUACACACUCGCAUGGUCAACCAAAAUAUUAAUGUUACGUACAGAAUGUUACCCUAGUGCACUAUGUAGGGAAUAUUUUGCCAUUUCAGACACACCCUAACAUUAGAAGUAACAUGAGUUUGAAUAACAAUUUUCAGGCACUCUUAACAAAGUGGUUCUCACAGUCUUGGAGAGCUACAGGGUGUGCAGUCUUUUGAUCCAGUACAGCAUUUUAACAUACCUAAAUGAGCUAAUCAACUAACUAUGAAGAAUUUGGUGUUUCAGUGCUGAGCUGGCGCAAAGGACCAGAGUUGACAACCACUGCUCUAACAUUUAACUAACAGCCAAUGUUAACCCUUUCCUAACCCUGUUGUGAAGGAGGAUGCCUCAGAAGCAUGCCUCUCUGAGGAAGAGGAGGAAUACGAGGACGAAGAUCAUCACUCAUCAUCCUCUGACACGCUCACAUGCAGUUUUCCGGAGGUAAAGAUAAAAAAUAAAAAUAAAAUAAAACACAAGAUAUAUUAUUGGCCCACUAGUUCGUUGGCUACAACCACAAAUUAUUAUUUUAAUCCUGCCUCUGCUCCAAUUUAAUUGACUCCUCAUUUAUUUGCCAGGUCCGUUCUGGGACUUGAUCAAAAUAUUACAAUAAAGAGUGGGGUUAGGGCUAAGAGCUAACAUUUAAAGUUAGUGGUCAUAAUGUGGUUGUUGCACAUAGAGUGGGAUUGUUCUAUGCCUUCAGAAAACAGGUAAUACACUACUUCAUACAAUUUCUGACUUAUUCCUUUUAUCAUGCCACUAUUGUUCGGUGUUCAUAGCAACACACGUCCUUGGAAGUUGCGUCAAGAGUCUUCUACAGUGGUCACCUACAGUUCCCUCUUUUCUUUGAAUGCUAUUCCGUGUGGGCAUGCAACUGCAUUUUCCCUUUCUCUUUCCUCUUUAGCUGUGUGAUAGUUUUGUUUCAUAAUCGUCUUACUUUGCAGUAUUGAACGUUUUUUGAAGGUAUGGAAUGUUUUUCCUCUUAUGUCAUUGUCAUGAUAGUUUAUGUGGGCCUUAUAACAGGGUUUAAGUUUAACAUGUUAUACUUUUACUGAUUAUAGUCUCUACUGUCGUAACCUACCUAGAAAUCCCUUGGACACUGUCAGAGGCAGCUGUCUUUCAAGAGCCCUGUCUGCCACACACACCCAUAAUACACCUGUGUGCUGCGUGUGUGUGUGUGUGUACAUGUACUGUGUGUGUUAGGACCCAGACGAGACUCUUAGCCACCAGGAGCUGGCAGAAUCAGUGGCUACAACCACCCAGUGGCUCCAGGAUAGUGACGCUAUGUCUGAAGCGCACACCGCCGCUGUCACUAAGGUAAGCAGACGUUUAUAGUAAGUCCUCUAUACGUGGUCGUUUUUCCUUAUUUCUCUCAACAGUCACUAAAGGUCUCUGUGGAGUUCAGAGGGUAACACUUUAUAAUAACUUUAAUUUGAAAGCCAUUCAUAUAUCAUUUCUAAGGCAUGUAUUAAUGAUUUACUGCACAUUAAUGUAAAUCAUUAUAAUUAUACGGAACAAAAAUAUAAACCCAACAUGUAAAGUGUUGGUCCCAUGUUUCAUGAGCUGAAAUAUAAUAUCCUAGAAAUGUUCCAUACGCACAAAAAGUAUUUCUCUCAAAUUUUGUGCACCCAUUUGUUUACAUCCCUGUUAAUGAGCAUUUCUCCUUUGCCAAGAUAAUCCAUCCACCUGACAGGUGUACCAUAUCAAGAAGCUGAUUAAACAGCAUGAUCAUUACACAGGUGCACCUUGUACUGGGGACAAUAAAAGGACACUCUAAAAUGUGCAGUUUUGUCACACAACACAAUACCCCAGAUGUCUCAAGUUUUGAGGCGUGCUGACGUGCAAUUGGCAUGCUGACUGAAGGAAUGUCCACCAGAGCUGUUGCCAGAGAAUGUAAUGUUAAUUUCUCCACCAUAAGCCACCUCCAACGUCGUUUUAGAUAAUUUGGCAGUACGUUCAACCGGCCUCACAACCGCAGACCACGUGUAACCUCGCCAGCCCAGGAGCUCAACAUCCGGCUUCCUCACCUGCUGGAUCGUCUGAGACCAGCCACCCGGACAGCUGAGGAAACUGAGGAGUAUUUGUCUGUAAUAAAGCCCUUUUUGGGGGAAAACUAAUUCUUAUUGGCUGGGCCUGGCUCCCCAUUGGGUGGGCCUAUGCCCUCCCAGGCCCACCCAUGGCUGCUCUCCUGCCAAGUAAAUGAUCUGCCAAUGACUUGAAUACCUUUGUUCAUUAUUCAUAUUAUUCGUAAAGGGACAUUUCACGCAUAAAUGAACGUUUGUCAGAUGUUUUCAGAUCUCAAAAUUUUACUGAUGUCAAGAUGAAACCACGUCCCACGACAUUGGUUGUGUAGAUAACAAUCUGGAAACGUUUGUCAAACUUUGAUUUGAAAGUGCAAGGUCCCUUUAACAACCCAUUUAUAAAUUAUUAGUAAACUAAUUUGCAGUACAUCAUCUAAAGUGGCCACUAUAUCUUAAUAAUAGGUAUAUAAAUUAUUUAUAGUUUUAUAAACAAUUUGUUGAUCUUUUAUUUAACCUUGUCUCCAGGCUAAUUGCGCAUAGCGUAGAUAAGCCUGGAAUAACAGCAACUCAAAUCUGGCCUAUGUGGGAGUGAACUAAUUAAAAUAAAUAUUUGUAAUGAUUUGAUCUUAGCAAAUCAAAUGGCUGCAAGACGUGGCUCUGAAUCAGAGGUACACAAGACAGGGGUGUUUGUAGGGAAGUUCGGAGGGAGGUGAUUGAUUAGAGAUAAAGCCAGGGCUAUGGGUUGAUACUUUUUCUAUUGGACAAGGACUUUUCCCCGAUCUUUCUAUUGGGUUAACGCCAAGGUUCUUUGCACUCUGGGAGGAGGACACAAUGGAGUUGUCAACCGUGAUGGCGAGAUCAUGGAGCGGGCAGUCCUUCCCCGGGAGGAAGAGCAGCUCCGUCUUGCCGAGGUUCAGCUUGAGAUGGUGAUCCGACAUCCACACUGAUAUGUCUGCCAGACAUGCAGAGAUGCGAUUCGCCACCUGGUUAUCAGAAGUUAUUUUAACAGAUUCUCGCCACGCCACCUGGUAGGAGCGACCUGUCAGGUAGGACGCAAUCCAAGAGUGAGCAGCGCCGGAGAUGCCCAACUCGGAGAGGGUGGGGAGGAGGAUCUGAUGGUUCACAGUAUCAAAUGCAGCGGAUAGGUCUAGAAGGAUAAGAGCAGAGGAGAGAGAGUUAGCUUUAGCAGUGUGGAGAGCCUCCGUGACACAGACAAGAGCAGUCUCAGUUGAAUGACCAGUCUUGAAACCUGACUGGUUUGGAUCAAGAAGGUCAUUCUGAGAGAGAUAGCAGGAGAGUUGGCUAGAGAUGGCAUGCUCAAGAGUUUUGGAGAGAAAAGAAAGAAGGGAUACUGGUCUGUAGUUGUUGACAUCGGAGGGAUCGAGUGUAGGUUUUUUGAGGAGGGGUGCAACUCUCGCUCUCUUGAAGACGGAAGGGACAUGGCCAUCAAGGAUGAGUUGAUGAGCGAGGUGAGGUAAGGGAGAAGGUCUCCGGAAAUGGUCUGGAGAAGAGAGGAGGGGAUAGGGUCAAGCGGGCAGGUUGUUGGGUGGCCGGCCGUCACAAGUCGCAAGAUUUCAUCUGGAGAGAGAGGGGAGAAAGAAGUCAAAGCAUAGGGUAGGGCAGUGUGAGCAGGACCAGCGGUGUCAUUUGACUUAAUAAAUGAGGAUCGGAUGUCGUCAACCUUCUUUUCAAAAUGGUUGACGAAGUCAUCUACAGAGAGGGAGGAGGGAGGGGGAGGAGGAUUCAGCAGGGAGGAGAAGGUGGCAAAGAGCUUCCUAGGGUUAGAGGCAGAGGCUUGACAUUUAGAGUGGUAGAAAGUGGCUUUAGCAGCGGAAACAGAGGAAGAGAAUGUAGAGAGGAUGGAGUGAAAAGAUGACAGGUCUGCAGGGAGUCUAGUUUUCCUCCAUUUCCAGCUGCCCAGAGCCCUCUUCUGUGAGCUCGCAAUGAGUCGUCAAGCCACGGAGCAGGAGGGGGGGGACCGAGCCGGCCGGGAGGAUAGGGGACAUAGAGAGUCAAAAGAUGCAGCGAGGAGAGGAGGGUUGAGGAGGCAGAAUCAGGAGAUCGGAGGGAGAAGGAUUUAGCAGAGGGAAGAGAUGAUAGGAUGGAAGAGGAGAGAGUAGCGGGAGAGAGAGAGCGAAGGUUGCGACGGCACAUUACCAUCUGAGUAGGGUCAGAGUGAGUAGUGUUGGAGGAGAGCGAGAGAGAAAAGGAUACAAAGUAGUGGUCGGAGACUUGGAGAGGAGUUGCAGUGAGAUUAGUAGAAGAACAGCAUCUAGUAAAGAUGAGGUCAAGCGUAUUGCCUGCCUUGUGAGUAGGGGGGGACGGUGAGAGGGUGAGGUCAAAAGAGGAAAGGAGUGGAAAGAAGGAGGCAGAGAGAAAUGAGUCAAAGGCAGACGUAGGGAGGUUAAAGUCACCCAGAACUGUGAGGGGUGAGCCAUCCUCAGGAAAGGAGAUUUUCUUAGCCAAUCAGAGAGUGCCAUUGUUAUUGAUGCGAGAGUGCUGUCAUGAUUGCUAUGGUUAUUAUGUUCAGGUUGAGUGGCAGGCUUCACAUCGUUACACCUAUGUUUUUGCUAUGCUACAAUGCACGGGUGCAUAUCGGAGAAAAAAAGGUAUUAAAAUAGAAAACAUCAUGCGGAUGUCUGCUUUCAUCCGAGCAUAUCGAUCAGAUGCGGACGUGGAUCAGCUAAAGACAGCUAGCUAGCCCGCAGCUACGUAGCUAGCUUCACUACUAGCUAGCUAGCCAACAAGUUUUCCUCCAACAUAUGCAAACUUUGUACAGCUGUGAUCUAUUGGACAUUCUCACGGUAAGUCAAUAAAAUGUUCAACUUUUCUUCAACCUCCUGACUGCUGUGUACUUAUUUAUGUUUUUUUAAUUGAUCUGAGCCAUACCCUGGAAUCCAAACUAAUAUGCCCCGUUACUGUCCAAUCAGCAUCCUCUUAAAAAUGAUGGGUGGGUAAAAACCCACGGAGCCAAACGCUGCACUUUGGAUUAGGUCAUCUUCUGACUGGUUGAAGGUGAUCUAAUCGCUGACAAAUUUGUUUUAAUAAUGCCCCUUAUGACUUUGUCUCAAAUAGUUUUUAAUGAUGGGAUGGCCAGACUGAUAUUAUGAAGGGGAAAUUGGUGAAAAGAUUUAUAAUAAUUUCAAACUUUAUAAAUAAUUUUGUAUGAAUGGCUGCAACUUUUAAAAAAGUUUACUAAUAAUUUGUACUUGAUGUGGUUCUUAAGACAUUAACAUAUUGAUAAUGAAUAAAGGCAGAAGUAAUAAGUAAUAGUUUACAACUUCAUAGUAUGUAAAUAGCUCACUAACAUAAACAUAAUGUAGUUUUUCAUUUUUCUAAAAAAUUAUAGUUUAUAAAUCAUUUACAGAUCAUUAACAAAUUCAUUAUACAUGAUUUAUUAAUGAGCAUUGUUAAAUAGUGUUAACCGUUUUCAAAUACCUUAAUUACUAGUGGUAAAUAAAGUCGUAAUAAUGAUUUACAAGUGCUCAGUAAAUCAUUAAUACAUGCCUUAUAAAUGAUCUAUUAAUGGAUUAUAAAUAUAAAGUGUUACCAGAUCAUUGAGUAAAGAAGUGCAAGUAAUUGUAUAUCAGAUUCCAUACCAGUCUAUUGGGGUUGGGUUUGAUUCAUUCCAAUCAUCUUCGUUCAGGAGUUGGACAUCCCAGAGUCUUGUGUAGACCCAGAAGACACUCAUUCUGGUUUAAUAUCUGAGAAGAUACAACCAACACCUGAAAAAACUGACAGAGCACCUGGAGACACCCUUUCAUUACCGGCUCAGUGGAGACCCAUCUCCAAGACCACUGGACCAGAAAACAAGCCGACAGAAUCAGUCAGUAAGGACAUUACCAAGGAGACUGUGUCAGUAACCGAGAAGUCUGAAUUAAUAACCAAGGCAACUGUCUCAUUACCUGAAACUAGUUCAGUGACCAUGGAGACUGGACCAGCAUCUGUAAAAAGUAGCUUGGCAACUAAAGAAACCGGAGAAGUACCUGUAAACAUUGGAUCAGUAACCAAAGAGAUACAAUCAGUACCUGAGACUACUUCUGUAACCAAGAUGACUGGGUCAGUAACCAAGGAAAUUGAGUCAGUUGCCAAUGGUCAGUUGCCAGAUACACCCAGCGACCCCCUUGAAGACCUGGUAAGAGUACCACACCUGUGCACCACAUAUGUACACAUGUACACACAUGUACACGCAUACACACACAAUUACCAGCACGCACGUUUUACAUUUAUUUUUUUAUAGGACGGGAGAUGGGACCUCCUUCACACUCGGCUGUCUGAGAAACUUAACACCUUGAGGAAGAUUCAGGAAGAGGAUCUACAUGCGGUCAGUUCACACUGUUACACCUCCCUGAUUCAAGUACCCAUCAGACCUGGGUCACAAUUUAGCAGAGGUACAGGAUUUUAAUGGCAACUGUCUUCAAGCCAUUAUAGUGUGUUGACAGUGCUCUCCAUUUUGUUGUGUAGGCUACAGGGUCAAGGGCAGAGGGGACCGGCGGUGGCUUUGAUGGUCUGAGGGAGAUAGAGGUGUGUACUGCAAGCCUUAGGCGACUCAGACACAGAGCAAGUGGCCUUUCCUCUACCAAUUCAAAGGAAGGUGGCUAUCCCAUGUUGGAUAGAGAGCUCUACACAGCUCUAUGUGCAGUGGAGCAUUCUCUGGAAACACUCACUGGCCUGUUGCUCAGUCCCUCUAUGACCACCAUGGAGGAUAGCCAACUAAGACUGCUACAGAUUGAGGUACAGUACAUACAAACUGCUGAUUUACAUUUACAGAUCUCUGGAAAUAGGUAGCCUAUAUUGCGCUCUGGCGGUGACAUUUUUGUCGUGCAAAAGAGCACAGAUCUGGGAUUUAACUUUUCUUCAACAAUGUGAUAAAUAAGGAGUUGAUUAUUCAUAUUAUUAAGUUUAUGUAUAAAUAGUUGCCGCCUCAUAACACGCAUUGUUGAACAAGUAAACUUUGCCAGAUUAAAAAUAACAAAUUGUGCCAGGUUUAGUAUUUUUUGCACAGAUCUGUGCUCUUUUGCACCAUGGAAGUGUCACCCUGGGGUUGUUUAAUCACUCCCUAUCAAAUUAGCUUAACUGCAAUAACAAUAUCUAUAAUGAGCUUUAAUUGCAUAAUUUCAUUCACACAACACAUACCUCCUUUGGUUAUUUUCCGGUGACAAAAUCUCUGAAACUGUGCAAGUUAACUGUGCGUGUGUUUGCGCACCUGUGUGUGUGUCUGUGUUUGUGUGUGCUCAUGUGUGUCUAUGUGUGUAUGUGCCUCACAGUGCCUCUCCUCGGAGCUGCCGGCCUUGGGUGAGGAGCUGGACCAUGUAAGGUCAGGCAUCAACCCAGAUCAGUUGUCUGAAGCACCAGAGACCAUAGCCCAGUGUGUGACCUGUCUUCAUGGUUGUCUCCAAACAGCCCAGUCAGCCCUCACCUCCUCACUGAGCCGGCUACACACACAACUGGGCCACAAUCAGGUCAGUGGCUCCACACAAGCCACCUCACAACCACUCUACAACAACUUCACAAUAACAUCACAACCAACCUACAACCACUUAAGGUUUGGGAUAGGGUUAAAACAUAACAAUUUAAAAUGAGUGCCUAGCACUGGAAUUGAAUCUGUAAUCCUCAGAGCCGCAGCUCAUGGUUUAAGCCCUUCUUCAAUCCCCACCCACAACACCCUAGCAAGCCAUGAGCCUACUAGAUAGUAAUAGGCACUUGUGUUGCCCCUUGUGGACAGUAUUGAAAUUGCAUGCAUACUUCCUGGACCAAUGUCUAAUACUGCAGUGGAACUGGUGUGACCUGGCUGCCCUACAACCACAUUCAUAUCCAGAGCAACUUACAGGAGCAAUUAAUAUUAAGUGCUUUGCUCAAGGGCACAUUGACAGAUUUUUCAGCUAGUCGGCUCAGGGAUUCAAACCAGCAACCUUUCAGUUACUGGCCCAACGCUCUUAACCGCUAGUUUACUUGCCGCCCAGCACUUCACAAUCACCCCACAAACCACCCCAGAACCACCUUACAACCAUCAGAACGUUACAGAAUGUUCAGAUACCUAGAACAGAUGUCAUUGUGUUAUUUACGAUAUGCAACGGCCUCUCGUGCCUAACUGCUUAACCAAGAUUUUUCAAUGUCUGUCUCUUUUCACACUGUGUGCUGCAUGCAGGCAGGGAUGGAGCAACAGGAGAGCCACGUGUGCGUGUAUGAUGAGAUUGAACGUGGACAGAGUGACCCAUUCACACACAUCAAGGAUGUCCCCAUGCUGGAGGUACCACAUUGAAUUUGUUAAUUAUAGGGCUAGUGUGUGUGUGUGUGUGUGUGUGUGUGUGUGCCCCUUUGUCAGUAUUUUCUUCCCACAUAAUCACGCCUUUUACUCUAAAUGUCUACUGUAGGUCAGUAAUGAUGGUGUGUCUCUGCAGUAUAUCGUCGGCCGGUGUCCCGAGGAUGCAGUGGAGCUGCAGCGGGUGUCCCAGGCCCUGCUGCAGGGUGUGGCCAGUCUGGUGGCGCUAGGCCGAGAGCGUCUGGCAGACUGUCAGGACCGCCCUCCGCACAGCCGCACCCAGCUGCAGACUCUGCUCAGCAGGCACAAGGUAAGCGUAUGCUGGUCUUGGAGGAAAAGAGAGUGUUAUGUCAUGUCAAGUCAUUUUAUGCACAUUCGACUAGGCAUGGGAGCUGAAUGGAAAGGGAGAACAACUGUAGAGGAAAAUGUCUUGCCCACUCGGAAAGCAGUUGAAUCCAAGUUUAAAUAAAAGUUUGGGAUCAUCUCCAUGUAAACCACUGACCAAUUGUCAUGUGAUUUUGUCAAUUUAGAAACUGGGUUUCAAUUGAUUAUUUUGUGUGUCUGUGUCUUUUUCUAUGUCUGUCUGUGUUUGGCGAUGGCUGAACAGAAGUUGUACCAGGUUAUGGGGUCCCAGCUGGCGUUGGUGCAGCGGCUGUUCCAGUGUGGGCCACAGGGGGGGCUGGUCGGUCAGGAGGAGGAACAGGUCCGGCUGGAGAAACAGGUCACCACUCUGCAGCAACAGGCUCUGGAGCAGGGAGCCACUAUGCACAGAAGACUGCAGGUACACGCACGCACAUGAAAGACACACAUAAGUAAACACACACACUCUCUUUUAAACAGACACACACACAUACACACAUAUAUACAUACACACACACAUACACACUGUGUCUUUGUGUGUUUGCACACGUGCAUGUAUGUUUACACCCUUGUGUGUGUAUGCGUGUUUGUGCGUAGGACUGGACACAGUGGGAGGAGGGCUGUGUUCGGCUGGGCCGGCUGCUGGAGGAGCUGGAAGCCCUUAUCCCCUGCGAGGGUCCCAUGGAGGAAGAGGAGGAGGAGGAAGAAGAGGGGCUGCUACAGGAAAGACUGGACACCUGUCAGGUAUCCAAACCUCCCUCUCCUUCUCUUUUCUCUACUACUCUUCCUUCUUUCCCCAUUUUGCUCUCUCUUUGUCUCGCUGCUCCUUUGUGUCGCUCUCUCUCUACAUGCUCUUUUCUCUCUUCUUUCUCUCUGUCCGUAGACCAUCUCAGUCUUUCUCGCCGUCCCUAUCUCCGACUCCUCUCCUCUCUUGUCUUCAUCACCUCCUCAUCUCUUCUUCCUUUCACUCUUAAUCCCUCUCUCGUUUACUGUCCCCUAUUUCCUUCUGUCCACCCUCUUUCUUCUCCUCACAUACCCAAUUGAGCAACAUUUGCCCACUAAGAACUAGUUUGCUCUACAUAACAAGUUUAUCCCUUAUUCUUAAUUUUACCAAAUCAUUUGUAUCACUGGAAGAUACUGUAUAUCAUGAGCAUCAGUCAUAAGCAACAGGUGUCUUAUGUCCAAAUGAGCGAUGCAUCCUGCGAGCACUGGGAUGAAACCGCCUGUUGUCUAAUUCCAGUAACCCACAUAAAUGUAGGACGCGCCACAGGCUGACUCCUAAAUGGCACCCUAUUCCCCUCAUAGGGCUCUGGUCAAAAGCAGUCCACUAUGUAGGGAAUAGGGUGGCAUUUGAGACGCAACCAUAAAGAGAGAGCUGGAUGUGAACCAGGCCCUUCAGUGAAUGAGGGAUUCAUGGCCACCUGGCGCAAGAAAGAUGGAGAGAAAGAGAGAUGGAAAGAUAGAGGGAGAAGGAGAGGGAGAGGUGGAGAGAGAGGAAGGGUGAAAGAGAGAGGGAGAGUUAUUUGUUGUGGCAUUGCUUCAUUCCGAAAUCAGAUUACUUUGAGAAAUACGGAUGGCCAUUAUCGGAGAUUAGAACAUGAUGUUCCAUUUCGGAUUCCCUCCCCAUAUCCUCCCUUUUACAAUUACAGAAUCCUAUUUCUCAUCUCUCGGACGGACAGACUUGAGUGGAAUGUGUGUGUGUUUGUGUGUGUGUACACCUGUGUGUGUGGGUGGAAGGGUAGAGUACACAUGCUUCUUUUUAUCAAAUCUCCUUAAUAGAUUUAUGCCUUCCUCUAUCUGGCCAUAAUAACUGAAUGAGAUGCUGUUUACGUCCCAAAUGGCCCCCUAUUCCCUAUAUAGUGCACUACUUUUAACCAGGCCCAUAGGGCUCUGGUCAAAAGUAGUGUACUAUGUAGGGAAUAUGAGGCCAUUUGGGACGCAUUAGCAGUAGUGUGGGGGUGGGCAGGGGUUCAGGUGAGGAUUUGGGUGGUGAUGAUUCCAUUUUCACUCUCUCUAUGCAUUUCUUUCGCACAUUGUUCCUUGUCUCACUUUUUUUAGCAUUUUCCCCUUUUCAUAUUUCUCUCCCCAUUGUCCCUCUCAAUAUUUCUCUCCUUCUUUCUGUAACCCUUGCAAACAUCCCCUUCCUCCUCCUCCUUUUGUCUCCUCUCUCUUUCAUUCUCUGUUCCUGUCUUCCUCUCCUCUCCCUUUUCCGUCCCCGCCUCAUUCCCUUUCCCUCUCCCCACAUCCCACAAUAAUUAUUUGAUCCCUACAUUUCUUUUCAUCCCCCGUUCUUCUGGCCCUACCUCUUCUUCCUUCUCUCUUAUUCCAAAUACAUUCCCUUCUCAAUCUUUAUCCUUUCACAUUUUCACCCUAUCCCUCCCCCUAUUCACUCCCAUCUCUCUCUCUCUCUCUCUCUCUCUCUCUCUCUCUCUCUCUCUCUCUCUCUCUCUCUCUCUCUCUCUCUCUCUCUCUCUCUCUCUCUCUCACUCUCUCCCUAUUUACUGAUCCCCCUCUCCUCCCUCUUCCCCUCUCUCUCCUCCCCCUUUCUCCCCCCAUUAGCGAGUGCUGGCCCUGUUGGAGGAGUGCAAGCCUGCCCUAGGCUCGGUCCUGGACCAGGAGAAGGCUCUGCAGGCCUGGGGAUGCAGUACCGGGGUUGGCGGCACAGGGGGCGUCCUGGAGCUGCGCUGGCGGGCCAUCCGCGGCAAGGCAGAGCAGGAGAGCCAACGCAGCUGUGACAUCAGGGACAACUGGAACAGGUGGGCACACACAGACAGGGUUUUUGGAAGAUAGGCAGGGACACACACACACAACACAGCUUUGGCUAACACUUACAGUGCCUUCAGAAAGUAUUCACACCCCUUGACUGUUGCGUUACAGCCUGAAUUUAAAAUUGAUUAAAUUGACAUUUUGUGUCACUGGCCUACACACAAUAUCCCAUAAUGUCAAAGUGGAAUUAUGUUUUUAGAAAUGUUUACAAAUUAAUAAAAAAUGAAAAGCUGAAAUGUCUUGAUUAAAAAUGUGCAUACCAAUUCACAUAAUAAGUUGCAUGGACUCACUCUGUGUGCAAUAAUAGUGUUUAACAUGACUUUAAAUUACUACCCCAUCUCUGUACCCCACACAAAAAAUUAUCUGUAAGGUCCCUAAGUCGAGCAUUGAAUUUCAAGCGCAUAUUCAACCACAAAGACCAGGGAGUUUUUCCUAUGGUUCGCAAAGAAGGGCACCUGUUGGUAGAGGGGUAAAAAAAAGCAGACAUUGAAUAUCCCUUUGAGCAUGGUGCAGUUAUUAAUUACACUUUGGAUGGUGUAUCAAUACAUCCAGUCACUACAAAGGUACAGGCGCCCUUCCUAAAUCAGUUGCCGGAGAGGAAGGAAACUGCUCAGGAAUUUCACCAUGAGGCCAAUGGAGAUUUUAAAACAGUUACCAAGUAUAAUGGCUGUGAUAGGAGAUAACUGAGGAUGGAUCAACAACAUUGUAGUUACUCCACAAUACUAACCUAAAUGACAGAGAGAAAAGAAGGAAACCUGAAAAUCUAUGCCAAGACUUGAAAAUUGCUGUUUAGCAAUGAUCAGCAACCAACUUGACAAAUAUUGUACAAUCCAGGUGUGCAAAGCUCUUAGAGACUUACCCAGAAAGACUCACAGCUGUAAGUGCUGCCAAAGGUGAUUCUAACAUGUAUUGACUCAGGGGGUUGAAUACUUAUCUAUUGAAGAAAUAUUAGUGAUUUAUUUUCCAUUAAUUAAAACAAAAAAUGAAUUUUCCUUCCACUUUGACAUUUCAGAGUAUUUUGUGUAGAUCGUUGACAAAAAAAUUACAAUGAUAUCCAUUUUAAUCCCACUUUGUAACACAACAAAAAAGUAAAGGGUGUGUGAUUACUUUCUGAAGGCACUAUAAAUGUAGACUGCUUUGCAUAAGGAAACAUCGAACCCUGUUUGAACCCUGUUUUCCCUCUUGUAGGUUCCACAAAGACUCUGUCUCACUCACUGGGUGGAUGGGCAGUGCUAAAGAACGCCUGAAGACAUGGACAAGUCUGCCCGACGCCACACCUCAAGACGAGGAGCUCACCCGUAUUUACCUCAUCCAACUACUGGUAAAAUAGUUAGGAAAAAAAACUUCAGAUGACACGUUUUGUAGCUCAAAGUAGUAAAUAAUCAUUGUCAUCCAGAUCCUACCCGAAAUGUAUGGAUAUACAGUAAAUAUAGAAUAACAACUUUUAUUGUAUAACCAAUUUUAUUGUAACAUGUUAAAAAUGCAGUCCAUUUGUCUUUUCUUUCACAAACACCUGAAAAGCUAGUUUUGAGUGAAUUUUUGGUUCCUAAAUACAUUACAAAUGCCAUGGAAAAUGUUAGAAUUGCAAACUGAAUGUGUGAAUUUUGUGUGAAAUUUCGGGAAUGGGAGCUCUUUGAUUUGACGUUUAGUUUUUUUACAGGAGUUUUCAGUGGAGCUGGAAACCAAGUCAGCUGAAAAGGCCUCUGCGCUCAGGGCGGGCACAUUACUACUGCAGCUGAAGGAGGCUGAUGCACCGUGCCUGCGCAGACAGCUAGCACAGCUGGAGCAAACCUGGACCGAAGUCACGUCUGCACUUCCCAUAGCCCAGGAGAGACUGCACCAGGUGGGGAUUUGAUUGGUUGUGCUCUUGAUGAGCUGCUGAGUAGAAUAAUCAGGUGUCUUGUAGUAGAACCAGGCUGUAGUGUAGUAGAACCAGGGUAGUAGUAGAACCAGGUUGUAGUGUAGUAGAACCAGGCUGUAGUGUAGUAGAACCAGGCUGUAGUGUAGUAGAACCAGGCUGUAGUGUAGUAGAACCAGGUUGUAGUGUAGUAGAACCAGGCUGUAGUGUAGUAGAACCAGGUUGUAGUGUAGUAGAACCAGGCUGUAGUAGAACCAGGUUGUAGUGUAGUAGAACCAGGCUGUAGUGUAGUAGAACCAGGCUGUAGUAGAACCAGGUUGUAGUGUAGUAGAACCAGGUUGUAGUGUAGUAGAACCAGGCUGUAGUGUAGUAGAACCAGGCUGUAUUGUAGUAGAACCAGGCUGUAGUGUAGUAGAACCAGGUUGUAGUGUAGUAGAACCAGGCUGUAGUGUAGUAGAACCAGGUUGUAGUGUAGUAGAACCAGGCUGUAGUGUAGUAGAACCAGGCUGUAGUGUAGUAGAACCAGGCUGUAUUGUAGUAGAACCAGGCUGUAUUGUAGUAGAACCAGGCUGUAUUGUAGUAGAACCAGGUUGUAGUGUAGUAGAACCAGGCUGUAUUGUAGUAGAACCAGGCUGUAGUGUAGUAGAACCAGGUUGUAUUGUAGUAGAACCAGGCUGUAUUGUAGUAGAACCAGGCUGUAUUGUAGAAGAACCAGGCUGUAGUGUAGUAGAACCAGGCUGUAUUGUAGUAGAACCAGGUUGUAGUGUAGUAGAACCAGGCUGUAUUGUAGUAGAACCAGGCUGUAGUGUAGUAGAACCAGGUUGUAUUGUAGUAGAACCAGGCUGUAGUGUAGUAGAACCAGGCUGUAUUGUAGUAGAUCCAGGCUGUAGUGUAGUAGAACCAGGUUGUAGUGUAGUAGAACCAGGCAGCAGCAAAAGCCUGCACACCCAGUAUAACCAAGUGUCCUGUCCUCGUGUCCUCUACGUCAGUGGUUCCCAACCUUUUUUGGUUACUGUACCUCUAAAACACUUUGACCUGCCUGAAGUACCCCCUCAUGCGCCUGCGACCGGCAUAAUUCCUAAAUUAGGUGUACAUUUGACAGAAAUUAAGUUUACGCACCCAGUCAAGUUUGGCAGACUUGUUUUCAAUGUCAGGGAAGUAGGAGUUGAACUCACUGUUGAGUUUGGAUAAAUGUGAGCUUACUAUUUGCACAAUAGGAGUGUCAACAUCAUCUGUAGAAAGGUCGCCUACUGUAGGUGUCAAGCUGCUGGAAACAACUUAUAUCCCCAUCUUCACAUAUCCUCUCCCAGAGUUUGAUCAUCUUCAUGAAUCCACACACUUUGUCAUACAUGUUUAGAAUGUGUGUGUCUUUAACUUGCAGAGUUAGAUUCAGGUUGUUCAGUUUGCUGAACACAUCAGCAAGAUAGGCACGGCGGACUCCCCAGUCUGUGUCCUCCAACACAGCCACUAGGAGGUGUGUGAGUGCUUAGACAGAAAAUUAUUUUGAGCUCGCUGCUCAAAAAGCCUCUGUAGCGUUUUCACUCUAGAUAGCCAACGGACGUCAUGUUAAGCAGUAGAGGCUGGUACUCAGUCCCACUGUCAUCACAGAGCCUUUCAAACAGUCGGUGAUUCAGAGGUCUGGACUGGAUGGAUAAAGUUAAUCACUUUCACUGCGUCAUUCAAAACAUAAUGUAACUCAGGACUCAUUUUGUUGCUGGCCAAUGCCUCUCUGUGAAUGAUACAAUGGGAUUUACCUUCUUUAUCUGGGCAAUUCAUUCUUUCACUCUCCCAGGCAUUGAUGCAGCAUGAUCCGUGCGCACAUGAACACAGGAUUUCCAAUCCAGAUUGUGCUCUGAGAAAAAAUUGUCAAUAACGUGAAACACAUCCUGACCUGUAGUUCUCCCCGUUAGCUUCUUGCAGAACAGAAUGUGCUCAUUAAUUUCCAAAAUGUCUCUGUAUUGCACAAACGCAAUCAACUGGGCUUCCCUACUGACAUCAGUUGAUUCGUCCAGCUGCAGAGAAAAUGUGUCACACCCUGGUUCUGGGACUCAUUAUGUUGAGCCAGGGUGUGUGCAGUCUAUGUGGUUUUGUUCUAUGUUGGGUGUCAAAGUGUUGUAUUUCUAGGUUUGGUCAAUGACUCCCAAUCGGAGGUAACGAGUGUCAGCUGUCGGCUCGUUAUCUCUGAUUGGGAGCCAUAUUUAUUUCUGUAUGUUUUCCUGUGGGGUUUGUGGGUUAUUGUUCCGUGUUUCAGUCGUUGUACUGUGGACUUCACGAGUCGUCUUUUGUUUUGUAUUUCGGUGCUUUUUCUAAUUAAAGUCAUGUUCGUUCAACGCGCUGCGCUUUGGUCUCCUUCACUCCUAGACGAUCGUGACAGAAUAACCCACCAAAGAAAGUCCAAGCAGCGCGUCCAGGAGCAACAGGAUCCACCUACACAGGAUUUAUAUCCACCCAUAAAGGAUUCAUGGACAUGGGAGGAGAUUCUGGAUGGUAAGGGACCUUGGGCACAACCGGGAGAAUAUCGCCGUCCUCGGGAAGAGCUGGAGGCAGCUAAAGCCGAGAGGCGGCGAUAUGAGGAGGCAGCACGGAGGCAAGACUGGAAGCCUGUGGGUACUACCCAAGAAUUUCUUGGGGGGGGGCUAAGAGGGAGUGUGGCGAAGUCAGGUAGGAGACCUGCGCCUACUCCCUGGACUGACCGUGGAGAGCGAGAGUACGGGCAGACACCGUGUUACGCAGUUGAGCGCAUGGUGUCUCCUGUACGCAGGCAUAGCCCGGUUCGGUACAGUCCAGCUCCACGUAUCGGCCGGGCCAGAUUGAGUGUUGAGCCGGAUGUCAUGAAGCCGGUCCCACGCAGCAGGUCACCAGUGCGUCUCCUCGGGCCGGCGUACAUGGCACCAGCCUUACGCAUGGUGUUCCCGGUUCGCCCACAUAGGCCGGUGCGGGUUAUUCCACCUCCCCGUACUGGUCGGGCGACGGGGAGCAUCAACCCAGGUAAGGUUGGGCAGGCUCAGUGCUCAAGGGAGCCAGUACGCCUGCACGGGCCGGUAUUUCCGGCGCCACCUCCUCGCUCCAGCCCAGUACCACCAGUACCUACACCACGCACCAGGUUUCCUGUGCGUCUUCAGAGCCCUGUGUCUCCUCCACGCACUGGCUCGAUGGUGCGUGUCUCCAGCCCUUUACCACCAGUGCAUACACCACGCCCCAAGCCUCCUGUGUGUCCCCAGAGUCCUGUGCGUCCUGUUGUUGCUUCCCGCACUAGCCCUGAGAUGCGUGUCCUCAGCCCGGUACCUCCUGUUCCGGCACCACGCACCAGGCCUACGAUGCGCCUCAGACGGCCAGAGUCGGCCGUCUGCCCAACGGGGCCUGAACUGUCCGUCUGCCCAACGCCGUCUGAACGGCCCGUCUGCCCAACGGCGCCUGAACUGUCCGUCUGCCCAACGCCGUCUGAACUGCCCGUCUGCCCAACGGCGCCUGAACUGCCCGUCUGCCCAACGCCGUCUGAACUGUCCGUCUGCCCAACGCCGUCUGAACUGCCCGUCUGUACUGAGCCUGCAAAGCCGCCCGUCUGCCAUGAGCCUUCAGAGCCGUCCGCCAGACCGGAGCCGCUAGAGCUCUCCGCCAGACAGGAUCAGCCAGAGCCUUCCGCCAGACCGGAUCAGCCAGAGCCUUCCGCCAGACAGGAUCAGCCAGAGCCUUCCGCCAGACAGGAUCAGCCAGAGCCUUCCGCCAGACAGGAUCAGCCAGAGCCUUCCGCCAGACAGGAUCAGCCAGAGCCGUCCGCCAGACCGGAUCAGCCAGAGCCUUCCGCCAGACAGGAUCAGCCAGAGCCUUCCGCCAGACAGGAUCAGCCAGAGCCUUCGGCCAGACCGGAUCAGCCAGAGCCUUCCGCCAGACCGGAUCAGCCAGAGCCUUCCGCCAGACCGGAUCAGCCAGAGCCUUCCGCCAGACAGGAUCAGCCAGAGCCUUCGGCCAGACCGGAUCAGCCAGAUCCGUCGGCCAGCCAUGAGCAGCCAGAUCCGUCAGCCAGCCAUGAGCAGCCAGAUCCGUCAGCCAGCCAUGAGCAGCCAGAUCCGUCAGCCAGCCAUGAGCAGCCAGAUCCUUCAGCCAGCCAUGAGCCGUUCAGCCAGGAUCCGCCAGAGCCGUCCAGCCAGGAUCCGCCAUUGAGUCAGGUGCUGCCCCUUAUCCUGGUGCUGCCCCUUAGUCCGGUGCUGCCCCUUAGUCCGGUGCUGCCCCUUAGUCCGGUGCUGCCCCUUAGUCCGGUGCUGCCCCUUAGUCCGGUGCUGCCUCUUAGUCCGGUGCUGCCCCUUAAACCGGUGGGGGUCAUUUGGAGGAACCUACGUAAGCGGGUAGUGACUAUGGUGGGGUGGUGGUCUAGGCCGGAGCCAGAACCGCCACCGAGGAGGUAUGCCCGCCCAGCCCUCCCCUGUUUGGGGGUUUUGAGGCGCGGUCGCAGUCCGCGCCUUUAGGGGGGGGUACUGUCACACCCUGGUUCUGGGACUCAUUAUGUUGAGCCAGGGUGUGUGCAGUCUAUGUGGUUUUGUUCUAUGUUGGGUGUCAAAGUGUUGUAUUUCUAGGUUUGGUCAAUGACUCCCAAUCGGAGGUAACGAGUGUCAGCUGUCGGCUCGUUAUCUCUGAUUGGGAGCCAUAUUUAUUUCUGUAUGUUUUCCUGUGGGGUUUGUGGGUUAUUGUUCCGUGUUUCAGUCGUUGUACUGUGGACUUCACGAGUCGUCUUUUGUUUUGUAUUUCGGUGCUUUUUCUAAUUAAAGUCAUGUUCGUUCAACGCGCUGCGCUUUGGUCUCCUUCACUCCUAGACGAUCGUGACAAAAUGGACCAGAAUGAUUUAAAUAUUUUCACCACUCGAUUAACAAUGUUAACGCCCAUGUCAUUGAUCCUACGGCACACUGUGUUAUUUGACAAUGAUACAGUCUUCAGUGCAUCAGCUGCUGUUUUAUCAAUCAUAGUUUCAGUGAGGAUAACACUAGCAGGCACUCUAGCGUGUUGGGUGGGCAGAGGACAGGUAGACAGAGCAAUGCACACGCACUGAAACUAAAGUAAAAAAGUAGGCCUAUAAAUAUAAAAUAACUAGAGAUUUCACACCAGUGGCCUCAGUAAAUGUUUUCCUGCCUAUUAAGAUUGAAAAAAAAAACGUUUUCUUUGUAUAUUUUUUCGUGAUAUCAAAUUGCAAUUCAAUCUUGUCUCAUCGCUGCAACUCCCCAAUGGGCUCUGUAGAGGUGAAGGGCGAGCCAUGACCCGCCAUGCCAUGCUGCUUCUUAACACCCGCUCGCUUAACCUGGAAGCCAGCCGCACCAAUGUUUCAGAGGAAACACUGUUCAAUUGAUAACUGAAGUCAGCUUGCAGGUGCCCGGCCCGCCAUAAGGAGUCACUAGAACACGAUGAGCCAAGGAAAGCCCCCCGGCCAAACCCUCCCCUAACCCGGACGACGCUGGGCCAAUUGCACGCCGCCCUAUGGGACUCCCGGUCAUGGCCGGCUGUGACGCCUCAACACUGCGAUGCAGUGCCUUAGACCGCUGUGCCACUCGGGAGGUCCAAGAUUGAAAUAACUUGAACAUAUUUUGGGGGGUAAUAUUUGUCCCUAUAUUUUUUUCCUAAAAUGUUUUAUUAUCUUCCCACAUACCCCUUGGGGAAAAGGAAAGGGAAAGGAAUAUCGAGACGCACCCAUUAUCUUUCAAAUAAUCUCCUAAUAACACACACAGAUGGGAUGACCAAAGAGAAGAGGCGAAGACUAGUUUUUCAUUUGGCCUCUCGUUUAUCACCAGUGAAUCCGAGCAGGUUCUCAGAACUUUCAACAAACAGCCGAACGUUGUGCCAAACUGAACAGUGAGGGUGCGUCCAAAAUGGCACCUUAUUCCCUAUUUAGUGCACUACUUUUGAGCUGGUAGUGCACUACAUAAGGAAUAGGGUGUUAUUUGCGAUGCACCCUGAGAACUCUUUCAUGUACAGUAUGACCGGUUGUGGGUUCACCAACUUGAUGAAGAUAUGAGAGAGGAGGGGAUGAAAGACUAAGCUUAUCUUCAGACAACGGGAUUGUGUAAAAUAUUUGCACUGGCUCCCACAGUGUAUACAUCACCGGAUCAUCAAAACCCAUUACCUAUACUCACACACGCACAGAACAUGCAUAGAGGCAUACACAGACACACAGUCACGCGCACACACACACACACACACACACACACACACCUGGGCAUUGCCCCCUAUCCUCCCCCUUGCAGCUGUGGUCUCGGUGAAGGCCAGUUCACAGCGCCGCAUACAACGACUCUCUUUCUUUCUUUCUUUCUUUCUUUCUUUCUUUCUUUCUAACUCUAAUUUUUCCCCCUUGUGUUUAGUCAAAUCAAGGACAUAAGUCAGCUACUGGGAAACUCCUCGAUAAGAGCAGAUAAGGAUAGUUCAUUCAUGGUUUUCCACUUAUUUUGGCUGUGGUCGAAUUCACAGCUUUUGGAUAUUCUAAAACAGCAUACAAACAUUGUAUAUUUACACUGGUAUGCCUUUCUAAAGCCAUGCUCUACAUUAUAUUGUUGACUAUACGGUGCAUUCAGAAAGUAUUCAUACCCCUUGACUUAGUCCACAUUUUGUUGUGUUACAGCCAGAAUUCAAAAUUGAUCAAAUUGAUUUUUUUCUCACCCAUCCACAUACCCCAUAAUGACAAAGAGAAAAGGAAAUACGGAAAUAAUAAUGUACAUAAGUAUUCACACCCCUGAGUCAAUACAUGUUAGAAUCACCUUUGGCAGCUGUGAGUCUUUCUGGGCAAGUCUCUAAGAGCUUUGCACACAUUUACAUUUACAUUUUAGUCAUUUAGCAGACGCUCUUAUCCAGAGCGACUUACAUGAGCAAUUAGGGUUAAGUGCCUUGCUUAAGGGCACAUAGACAGAUUUUUCACCUAGUCACACCUAGAUUGUACAGUAUUGCACCGAAUAAUUUUUACAAUUCUUCAAGCUCUGUCAAGUUUGUUGUUGGCCAUUUUUAAGUCUUGCCAAAGAUUUUCAAGCUCAUUUAAGUCAAAACUGUAACUAGGCUACUCAGGAACAUUCAAUGUCGUCUUCGUAAGCAACUCCAGUGUAUAUUUGGCCUUGUGUUUUAGGUUAUUGUCCUGCUGAAAGGUGAAUUUGUCUCCCAGUGUCUGUUGGAAAGCAGACUGAACCAGGUUUUCCUCUAGGAUUUUGCCUGUGCUUAGCUCUAUUUUAUCCCCCAAAAACUCCCUAGUCCUUGUCGAUGACAAGCAUACCCAUGACAUGAUGCAGCCACCACCAUGCUUAAUGUGUUGUGUUGGAUUUGCCCCAAACAUAACACUGUAUUCAGGACAUAAAGUUAAUUUCUUUGCCAAAUUUUUUGCAGUUUUAUUUUAGUGCCUUAUUGCAAACAGGAUGCAUGUUUUGGAAUAGUUUUAUUCUGUACAGGCUUCUUUCUUUUCACUCUGUCAUUUAGGUUAGUAUUGUGGAGUAACUACAAUGUUGUUGAUCCGUCCUCUGUUUUCUCCUAUCACAGCCAUUAAACUCUGUAACUGUUUUAAAGUCACAAUUGGCCUCAUGGUGAAAUCCCUGAGCGGUUUCCUUCCUGUCCGGCAACUGAGUUCAGAAGGACGCCUGUAUCUUUGUAGUGACUGGGUGUAUUAAUACACCAUCCAAAGUGUAAUUAAUAACUUCACCAUGCUCAAACGGAUAUUCAAUGUCUGCUUUUUUUGUGAGGGAUUGGAAAACCUCCCUGGUCUUUGUGGUGAAUCUGUGUUUGAAAUUCACUGCUCGACUGAGGGACCUAACAGAUAAUUGUAUGUGUGGGGUACAGAGAUGAGGUAGUCAUUCAAAAAUCAUAUUAAACACUAUUGAGUCCAUGCAACUUAUUUUAUGACUUGUUAAGUACAUUUUUACUCCUGAACUUAUUUAGGCUUGCCAUAACAAAGGGGUUGAAUACUUAUUGACACAAGACAUUUAGCUUUUCAUUUUUAGAUUUUUUAUUAAUUUGUGAACAUUUCUAAAAACAUAAUUCCACUUAACAUUUUACAUUUUAGUCAUUUAGCAGACGCUCUUAUCCAGAGCGACUUACAGUUAGUGAGUGCAUAAAUUUUUUCAUACUGGCCCCCGUGGGAAACGAUCCCACAACCCCGGCGUUGCAAGCACCAUGCUCUACCAACUGAGCUACAGUAUUGUGUUUUGUGUGUAGGCCAGUGACACAACAUCUCAAUUUAAUCCAUUUUGAAUUCAGGCUGUGACACAACAAAAUGUGGAAAAAGUAAAGGGGUGUAAAUACUUUCUGAAGGCACUGUACUGUAUAUACAGUAUAUGCCAUUUAUAUACACACAUACACUAUAGAGUCCCUUCAUUGCUUUAUAUCCUGCUGGCGUUUUGAUGUCCCUUUCCUUCUGUGUUCCUCAGCUCCUGUUGGAGAGGUGGCCACCAUGCCAGGUAUUGUCAGGCCUGGAGGCGUGGGUGAAGGAGACAGAAGCCAGGCUGGAGGAGCAGGGACAGGCCACCAGCAAGGCCUGCCAUGACGCGGAUCAGCUCAGACACAUACUCCAAUACUACCAGGUACAUUAACACGCACGCACGCACGCAGGCACACACACACACACACACACACACACACACACACACACACACACACACACACACACACACACACACACACACACACACACACACACACACACACACACACACACACAUACAUACACACACACACACACACACACACACACAUACAUACAUACAUACACAGCUAUGUAUUGAGAAACACAGGACUAGUCCCACAUUUAAUUAAUUGUAAUAUGGAUAAAUAAAUGCCAUUAUUUACCAAGUUAUCAUAGUACACAUACAUUUAUUUGUAUGCCUACCAUAGUACAUACCAAAGUAUACUAUGGUAAACUAUAGUACAUACUAUAGUACACAAGACACAGAACUCUGUGGCCUUUUGCAAAACAGUAAAUGUGUUUUCAAAACAUUAAUACAUUCAUCAAAACUAUAUGAUACCAUCAAAAUUGCAAAUACAUAAAUGAAAAGAACACCACAGCCUGCAAAAAGAUUAAUGAAACCAUACUUAUCUCUUGAGUCUAAGCAGACCAAACAGAAAGUUUGUCUGUGUUUAAAAUAUCCCAGUAGAUCGAUACAUUUUCUUUGCAGUCACUAAAUCAGGGUUCCCCACCUGGAGGCCCACUGGGGAUUGUAUUCAGCCACCCAAGUUUUCUGAGCAAUAAAUAAAUAAAUCAUAUGUUUUGGGGGACAUAAAAGACUGUAAACACACAAGCAAACCAGCUCCAAGUCAUUUUCAUUUUGGAAAGUAUUCUCACGCAUAAUAGAGUGUGAUCAUAUACAAAUGUAAGCAAGGUUUGAAAUGAUUAUGUUUUAGUCAAAUAUAAUACUUCUUGCGGUCAAUUUGCAGUCUACAAAUUAUUUGUAAUUAUGUUCUGGACCCCUGACCAUCCUCUCAAGAAAAAAUUGGCCAGCGGCUGAAUCUAGUUGAUGAUCCCUACACUAAAUCGUGACGAUCAAAAUUGGAAGUACAACUAUCCAAAGGUGCGGUAUUACUCAAGCUGAACCCUGGCAAGACGGAGCUGCUCUUCCUCCCGGGGAAGGACUGCCCGUUCCAUGAUCUCGCCAUCACGGUUGACAACUCCGCUGUGUCCUCCUCCCAGAGUGCGAAGAGCCUAGGCGUGACCCUGGACAACACCCUGUCGUUCUCCGCCAACAUCAAGGCGGUGACCCGCUCCUGCAGGUUCAUGCUCUACAACAUUCGGAGAGUACGACCCUGCCUUACACAGGAAGCGGCACAGGUCCUAAUCCAGGCACUUGUCAUCUCCCGUCUGGACUACUGCAACUCGCUGUUGGCUGGCCUCCCUGCCUGUGCCAUUAAACCCCUACAACUCAUCCAGAAUGCCGCAGCCCGUCUGGUGUUCAAGUUCUCUCACGUCACCCCCCUCCUCCGCACACUCCACUGGCUUCCAGUUGAAGCUCGCAUCCGCUACAAGACCAUGGUGCUUGCCUAUGGAGCAGUGAGGGGAACGGCACCUCUGUACCUUCAGGCUCUGAUCAGUCCCUACACCCAAACGAGGGCAUUGCGCUCAUCCACCUCUGGCCUGCUGGCUCCCCUUCCUCUGCGGAAGCAUAGUUCCCGCUCAGCCCAGUCAAAACUGUUCGCUGCUCUGGCACCCCAAUGGUGGAACAAGCUCCCUCACGACGCCAGGACAGCGGAGUCACUCACCACCUUCCGGAGACAUUUGAAACCCCACCUCUUUAAGGAAUACCUGGGAUAGGAUAAAGGAAUCCUUCUACCCCCCCCCCCCCCCCCCCCCCCCCAAUUGUAAAGUGGUUAUCCCACUGGCUAUAGGGUGAACGCACCAAUUUGUGAGUCGCUCUGGCUAAGAGCGUCUGCUAAAUGACGUUAAUGUGCCCUUGAGCAAGGCACUUAACCCUAAUUGCUCCUGUAAGUCGCUCUGGAUAAGAGCGUCUGCUAAAUGACUAAAAUGUAAAUGUAAAUGUACUCUUCUUGCAUAUUUAACUGAACAAUUUAAAUACAUCAAAUCAAAUAUUAUUCCUGAUUUUUAAAAACAUGUUUAAAAAAAUAAGCACCUUGUGUGUAGGAUUCCUUCAUCGGUUUCAUCCAAUUCCAUGUAUUCAAUACAAAGGUUGGUUUGCUCAUAGUUUUGUAGACUUUCCAUUGGCACACAGAAACACAAUCCACAAUAGAAAUAAGGAAAGGUGAAUACAAUGGAGGAACACAAAUGAAUUUAUAGGCCUAAAUUCACACCAAAGCAACGCUCUAUAAUGGAAGGUCACAAUGUUGGAGAUGAUGACUUAGGAGUCAGUGAUUGGAUGAUUUAGAAACAGUGAACACAAUUGCACACAUUUAUCUUCUAAUGAAAAUAAUCUGUUAAUAUUCUGUGAACAAAACACUUAACAGUGUAUUUUGUUUUCAAUGAUGACAUUUGUUUUUAAUGUUUUGCAAAAGGUGGUCCAAGAUAUUCAAGUCAGGUAGUAAGAUAAAGAAAAUGAUCAGAGGUUCUGUAAAUGUACAGUAUUUGAGCAUUUGAUCAUCGCUGUUCUGCUAUAGAUACGUUUCAACACAGAUCCAAAAAUUGCUUGUACGCGAUUGAGAAAAACUGUAAUGUCCGAAAGGUACUACAGCGUGUAGUGUAUUCUACAGUCGUGGUCAAAAGUUUUGAGAAUGACACAAAUACUAAUUUUCACAAAGUCACUGCCUCAGUUUUGAUGAUGGCAAUUUGCAUAUACUCCAGAAUGUCAUGAAGAGUGAUCAGAUGAAUUGCAAUUAAUUGCAAAGUCCCUCUUUGCCAUGAAAAUGAACUUAAUCCCCAAAAAACAUUUCCACUGCAUUUCAGCCCUGCCACAAAAGGACCAGCUGCCAUCAUGUCAGUGAUUCUCUCGUUAACACAGGUGAGAGUGUUGACGAGGACAAGCCUGGAGAUCACUCUGUCAUGCUGAUUGAGUUAGAAUAACAGACUGGAAGCUUUAAAAGGAGGGUGGUGCUUGAAAUCAUUGUUCUUCCUAUGUUAACCAGGGUUACCUGCAAGGAAACACGUGCCGUCAUCAUUGCUUUGCACAAAAAGGGCUUCACAGGCAAGGAUAUUGCUGCUAGUAAGAUUGCACCGAAAUCAAACAUUUAUCGGAUCAUCAAGAACUUCAAGGAGAGAGGUUCAAUUGUUGUGAAGAAGAAGUCAGGGCGCCCAAGAAAGUCCAGCAAGCGCCAGGACCGUCUCCUAAAGUUGAUUCAGCUGCGGGAUCAGGGCACCACCAGUGCAGAGCUUGCUCAGGAAUGGCAGCAGGCAGGUGUGAGUGCAUCUGCAUGCACAGUGAGGCGAAGACUUUUGGAGGAUGGCCUGGUGUCAAGAAGGGCAGCAAAGAAGCCACUUCUCUCCAGGAAAAACAACAGGGACAGACUGAUAUUCUGCAAAAGGUACAGGGAUUGGACUGCUGAGGACUGGGGUAAAGUCAUUUUCUCUGAUGAAUCCCCUUUCCGAUUGUUUGGGGCAUCCGGAAAACACCUUGUCCGGAGAAGACAAGGUGAGCGCUACCAUCAGUCUUGUGUCAUGCCAACAGUAAAGCAUCCUGAGACCAUUCAUGUGUGGGGUUGCUUCUCAGCCAAGGGAGUGGGCUCAUUCACAAUUUUGCCUAAGAACACAGCCAUGAAUAAAGAAUGGUACCAACACAUGAGACCAGCUUCUCCCAACCAUCUAAGAACUGUUUGGUGACGACCAAUGCCUUUUCCAGCAUGAUGGAGCACCUUGCCAUAAGGCAAAAGUUAUAACUAAGUGGCUCUGGGAACAAAACAUCGACAUUUUGGGUCCAUGGCCAGGAAACUCCCCAGACCUUAAUCCCAUUGAGAACUUGUGGUCGAUCCUCAAGAGGUGCGUGGACAAACAAAAACCCACAAUUCUGACAAACUCCAAGCAUUCAUUAUGCAAGAAUGGGCUGCCAUCAGUCAGGAUGUGGCCCAGAAGUUAAUUGACAGCAUGCCAGGGCGGAUUGCAGAGUUCUUGAAAAAGAAGGGUCAACACUGCAAAUAUUGACUCUUUGCAUAAACUUAAUGUAAUUAUCAAUAAAAUCCUUUGACACUGAUGGAAUGCUUGUAAUUAUACUUCAGUAUACCAUAGUAACAUCUGACAAAAAUAUCUCAUAACACUGAAGCAGCUAACUUUGUGAAGACCAAUACUUGUGUCAUUCUCAAAACUUUUGACCACGACUAUACAGUGUACUACAAAAUUCGAUAGUAAGUACUACACGAUCGAGAGAUACUAGUGUGUAGUGUAUUCUACAGUAUACUACAAAAUUCUAUAGUAAGCACUACACAUGAUCGAGGGAAUCUACAGAAUGUAUUAUAGUAUUCUACAGUAAACUGUAGUAUUUUUUAUGUGGGGUAGUAGAGUAGAGUAGUAGGGAUUCCUGUGUGUUAAUGCCAGUGUGUGCUGUGGUGUUUCAUUCCUUAGGGGUGCCAGGCAGGCAGUGCCAGCGGGCAACUCACCCUGGAUUUCCUGUGCCAGUCCGGACCGCAGUCAGUGGCAGCGUCGGACAACUCUGCCCGCUGCUCUGAGGAGCGCACACUCUUUGCAGAGCAAAUGGGAGCCCUCAACUUGAGCUGGCUCCUCCUAGAAGGGAAGCUGGGCAGUCAGGUGAGUACGACAGCUAACCAAAUAAAACCAGGCUCACUAUUGUGAUAGCCAAUCAAAUUAAGGCUUUUUAUCAUCUAAACAAGGAAUCAGGACUCUACUAAAUAAAGGUGGAAAGCUGUCAACUGCAAAGUAUAAUAAUAUUUUAAAAAUGAUGACCAGGAGUUUCACAAAAUCUUCAUAGCUAACGUAGUACUUUAUCAACAUUUGUCAAUUGAAGCAGUUUGCUUUUCUUAGAGUGGCAUGGGUCUGGGUCAUCGAGAGAAAUAAAGGGCUGGGGUCAAUUCCAUUUCAAUUCAGUCGAUUCAGGAAGUGAACUGACAUUUCCAAUUCUAAUUUUCCAUCGUGAAUUUACCGAAUUGAAAUGGAAUUGACCCCAACCCUCGUGUCUGUAUGAUACCUAUGGUUUGCAGGUGCGCCAUGCUGAGGAGCUGUUCCACACCUGCGCAGACAGAGAGAAGCGACUGCGGCGGGUGCUCAGCUGGGCCGAGGGGGAAAGAAAGAAGCUGAGGGAGUGGCAGAGACCUGUCAGUCAGACGCAGGUGGACAAGGCCCUGCUUGAGUGGGAGGUAUGGAGCGUUUAACAAGCCAGAACUUGAGACAUGGAUACUAUACUCUAUGCACUGUAUGUAGAUGGGGACUUCAUUGAGUGAAUAGUGUGUGUUUGUGUGUGUGUGCUUGUUUGCGUGCUCACGCAUGUGUGUGCGCAUGCCUGAGUUGUGUGCAUUUCUUUAUAGAACAGUUGACAAAAGGUGACUUCCUCUCUAUCUGUUCAGGCUGUGGAGGAGAAACUGAAAGACGUGUUUGUGGAGGUAGAGGAUCUGGUCCAGGACACCUGGUCUGCAGACACAGUCAACCAGGUCUGCACAAACCUCAACCAACAGGUGACUAACACACACAUUGACACAGGCCACAAGUUAACUAGUUAACUAUGGUUUUUGUUAGUUAACUAUGGUUUUGUUUGUUAACUAUGGUUUAAUUUAUUAAACUCAGACUCUGCGAUACGACAUUGCCACAAGCAGCACCGCAGAUACAGUGCCUACCAUAACUAUUCAGUGCCCUUGGAUUUUUUUACAUGGGUUACAAAGUGGGGUUGAAAUGGUCUACACUGAUCUACAGAAAAUACUCCAUAAUGUCAAAGUAAAAAGAAAAUUAUAUAAAUGUUAACAAAUUAAUAAAAAAUGUAUAACUGACAUUUCUUGGUUAUAUACAGUACCAGUCAAAAGUUUGGACGCACUUACUCAUUCAAGGGUGUUUCUUUAUUUUUAUAAUUUUUCACAUUGUAGAAUAAUAGUGAAGACAUCAAAACUAUGAAGUAACACAUAUGGAAUCAUGUAGUAACCAAAAAAGUGUUAAACAAAUCAAAAUAUAUUUUAUAUUUGAGAUUCUUCAAAUAGCCACCCUUUGCCUUGAUGCCAGCUUUGAAUACUCUUGGCAUUUCCUCAACCAGCUUCACCUGGAAUGCUUUUCCAACAGUCUUGAAUGAGUUCCCCCAUUUGAUGAGCACUUGUUGGCUGCUUUUCCUUCACUCUGCCGUCCAACUUAUCCCAAACCAUCUCAAUUGGGUUCAGGUCGGGGGAUUGUGUAGGCCAGGUCAUCUGAUGCAGCACUCCAUCACUCUCCUUCUUGGUAAAAUAGCCAUUACACAGCCUGGAGGUGUGUUGGGUCAUUGUCCUGUUGAAAAACAAAUGAUAGUCCCACUAAGCCCAAACCAGAUGGGAUGGCGUAUCACUGCAGAAUGCUGUGGUAGCCAUGCUGGUUAAGUGUGCCUUGAAUUCUAAAUAAAUCACAGACAGUGUCACCAGCAAAGCACCCCCACACCAUAACACCUCCUCCUCCAUCCUUUACGGUGGGAGCUACACAUGCGGAGAUCAUCCGUUCACCCACACCACGUCUCACAAAGACACAGCGGUUGGAACCAAAAAUCUCCAAUUUGGACUCCAGACCAAAGGACAAAUUUCCACCGGUCUAAUGGCCAUUGCUCGUGUUUCUUGGCCCUAGCAGGUCUAUUCUCCUUAUUGGUGUCCUUUAGUAGUGGUUUCUUUGCAGCAAUUCGACCAUGACGGCCUGAUUCACACAGUCCCCUCUGAACAUUUGAUGUUGAGAUGUGUCUGUUACUUGAACUCUGUGAAGCAUUUAUUUGGGCUGCAAUUUCUGAGGCUGGUAACUCUAACGAACUUAUCCUCUGCAGCAGAGGUAACUCUGGGUCUUCCAUUCCUGUGGUGGUCCUCAUGAGAGCCAGUUUCAUCAUAGUGCUUGAUGGUUUUUGCGACUGCACUUAAAGAAACUUUAAAAGUUCUUGAAAUUUUCCGUAUUGACUGACCUUCAUGUCUUAAAGUAAUGAUGGACUGUCAUUUCUCUUUGCUUAUUUGAGCUGUUAAUAUGGACUUGAUCUUUUACCAAAUAGGGCUAUCUUCUGUAUACCCCUCCUACCUUAUCACAACACAACUGAUAAGCUCAAAUGCAUUAAGGAGGAAAUAAAUUCCACAAAUUAACUUGUAAGAAGGCACAUCUGUUAAUUGAAAUGCAUUCCAGUUGACUACCUCAUGAAGCUGGUUGACAGAAUGCCAAGAGUAUGCAAAGCUGUCAUCAAGGCAAAGGGUGGCUAUUUGAAUAAUAUUUUGUUUAACACUUUUUUGGUUACUACAUGAUUCCAUAUGUGUUAUUUCAUAGUUUUGAUGUCUUCACUAUUAUUCUAUUCUAUUAUUAACCCUUGAAUGAGUAGGUGUGUCCAAACUUUUGACUGGUACUGUAAGUAUUAACCCCCUUUGAUAUGGCAAGCCUAAAUAAGUUCAGGAGUAUUGCACUCUGUGUACAAUAAUAGGGGUAGACAUGGUUUUUGAAUGACUACCCCUUCUCUGUACCCCCCACACCCAAUUAUCUGUAAGGUCCUUCAGUCAAAUAGUAUAUUUCAAGCACAGAUUCAACUACAAAGACCAGGGAGCUUUUCCAAUGCCUCGCAAAGAAGGGCACUGAUUGAUAGAUCAAAAACGCAGACACUGAAUAUCCAUUUGAGCAUGGUGAAGUUAUUAAUUAGGCUAAUAUUAAUCACUACAAAUAUACAUGCAUCUUCCUAGCUGAGUUGCCGGAGAGGAAGUAACCGCUCAGGGAUUUCACCAUGAGGCCAAUGGUGAUUUUAAAACUGUUACCGAGUUUAAUGGCUGUGAUAGGAAAAAACUGAGGAUGGAUCAACAACAUUAUAGUUACUCCACAAUACUAACCCAAAUGACAGAGUGAAAAGAAGGAAGCCUGUACAGAAUAUAAAUAUUAAAAACAUGCAUCCUGUUUGCAACAAGGCACUAAAGUAAUACUGCAAAAAUGUGGCAAAGGAAUACACUUUUUGUCCUGAAUACAAAGCGUUAUGUUUGGGGCAAAUCCAACACAACACAUCAUUGAGUACCGCUCUCCAUAUUUUCAAGCAUGGUGGUGGCUGCAUCAUCUACACCAAAUCUACACUGUAGCUUCUUACCAAGAAAACAGUAAAUGUUCUUGAGUGGCCAUGUUACAGUUUUGACUUAAAUCGUCUUGACAAUCUAUGGCGAGACUUGAAAAUGGCUGUCUGGCAAUGAUCAACAACUAAAUUGACAGAGCUUGAAGGAUUUUGAAAAGAAUAAUGGGCAAAUAUUGCACAACCCAGGUGUGCAAAGCUCCUAGAGACUUACCCAACAAGCUUCACAGCUGUAAUUGCUGCCAAAUGUGUUUCUAACAUGUAUUAACUCGGGGGGGAUACUUAUCUGAUCAAGAUAUUUUAGUUAAAUUCUUCAUUAAAAGAUGAACAUAUAUAUAUAUGCUUUUUCUUCUAAAUCCAUUUUAAUCCCCACUUUGUAACACAAUAAAAUGUGAAGAAAUCCAAGGGGGGUAAAUACUUAUUAUAGGCGCUGUAUUCAGAUGAGCAUGAUGCAAGACUUUGCUCUCACACAGUCACGCAGAGUAUCACGCUGCCACAAAGUGAUAGCUACGAGGUCAAAACAGAGGAGAAGUUUAGCCUCGCACUUCAAUGCUCUUAGUUGUUGUGGAAAUUGACCCAAUAUUGCUGUUUACUUCAUGCAUAAUUAUAUCUUUACUUAUGGUUUUAUUUGUUAUCUGUGCUCAUAUUAAAAAACAAGGAAAACAAAAAUAAUUUAAUUUGAAAAUGUAUUUUCAUGCUGGGCUGAAAGAGAAGUCUGCAAACACUUGGGUCCUGCAGGACCCCAUUGCUGCCAUGUUUCCACUGCUCUGGCAUGUUAUGUGUCAUACAAUAUGACAUAAAAGCGCUUUACACACUACUGAGCUAAACUGAGUUAAGCAAAACCAAGCUGUACUGAGCUGGCCUUGCUACGCAUCCACUAUAGUUGUUGGAACCAUGCAGAAAAAUACAUUGUGAAAAUGAAAUAUCCAAGCCAACACAGCUUGUUUCAGGUCAACAUGAUAGUGUGAAAAGGGUGCUAUUGGUAUUUUGUGUCCCCUACAGGUUGGGAGCCUAAGGCCUGCUCUCCAGCGGGUGCGUGUUCAGUGGGGCCAGUUUGAGAAGGAGCUGGGUGAUGUUUCACUCUACACCACUAGGCUGCGCUGUGGUCUGGAACACAGCAGUGGCCCCCUCCUCUCCUCCCACCAGGUCAAAAGGCAUGUGGAGCAGCUACAGGUGAGUGUGAUGGAGUAG
Molecule: messenger RNA, 31128 nt
Organism: Coregonus sp. 'balchen'
Lineage: Eukaryota; Metazoa; Chordata; Actinopteri; Salmoniformes; Salmonidae
Source: the annotation of a GenBank genome assembly